UAGGCCAUGCCAAAAUUGCCUGGACGCGUCACACAUCAGAAACAAUGUCAGAGGAUUUAGUUGAGAAGGGAACGCUAGUUUUAUUGAAUUCAGCAGGAGACACACGCAACACCUUUGAUUUCUUGAUGGGCGAUGACAGGAACACUUCGGAUUUGAUACCGGGAUCAGAACCCAUACGUAGCACCGGUGACAAGGGAAUGGAGCCCAAGGACAUCACGCUGUACGACUGCAACAUUUGCCUGGACACGGCACAGGAUGCGGUGGUCACCAUGUGCGGUCACCUGUUCUGCUGGCCGUGUUUGCACCAGUGGCUUUUGACGCAACCGCAACGCAAAUUGUGCCCCGUUUGCAAGUCGGCCGUGGAUGAGUAUAAGGUAAUACCGCUGUACGGGCGAAACAGUAAGCGGCAGGAGGAUCCUCGAGACGAAAUUCCGCCACGUCCCACCGGACACUGGACGGAACCAGAACCGGAAGAAGACUUAGAGACCCUAUAUGCAUUUGCUCGGGGUUUUCACGUGACCUUCGGCCUUGGGUUUCCGUUCGGCUUCUUAGCAUCAACAUUGAAUUUAGUCGCUGCACAACUUGGUGGCAAUGAUAUCGAUGGAGAACAGAACCCGAACAAUCCACAACUACCCAACUUUUUUCUCUACAUGGCCUUUGUGCUCAUUGGUUGGCUAAUUUUCGUCUAGGAAGCUUAGGUAAUCCACAUAAUCUGUACAAAAAUUGGUAAAAUUGAACAAAAGUCGGGGGUUUUAUAAAUUAUGUUCAGUGCAAUUUUUACAUUUCAUUAAAAGUUUAUAAAUAAAUAAUUA
This is a messenger RNA of Drosophila ficusphila, 812 nucleotides long. RefSeq names its product E3 ubiquitin-protein ligase RNF5. Gene Ontology annotation, cellular component: endoplasmic reticulum. The transcript has a single exon. NCBI's taxonomy places the organism in Eukaryota, Metazoa, Arthropoda, Insecta, Diptera, Drosophilidae. The coding region runs from base 45 to 689 and encodes 214 amino acids. Gene Ontology annotation, biological process: ubiquitin-dependent protein catabolic process. Gene Ontology annotation, molecular function: ubiquitin protein ligase activity; ubiquitin-like protein conjugating enzyme binding. The record is from RefSeq and is a predicted model, not a curated record.